Telopea speciosissima is the source of this 376-nucleotide messenger RNA. RefSeq names its product stress-associated endoplasmic reticulum protein 2-like. Gene Ontology annotation, cellular component: endoplasmic reticulum. The transcript has 5 exons. Gene Ontology annotation, biological process: endoplasmic reticulum unfolded protein response. Bases 138 to 344 code for a protein of 68 amino acids. Lineage: Eukaryota; Viridiplantae; Streptophyta; Magnoliopsida; Proteales; Proteaceae. The record is from RefSeq and is a predicted model, not a curated record.
UAAAUCGAAAUACUUUAUAUUUGUUUGCGAACACGUUUUUCAUUAUUUCACCGAAACGCCAAGAAGGAAACGCCCAAGCCAGAAGCCUCGCGGAAGGAAAUUCUCUCAGCUCCCGUCUGCAGAUCUCGCGCGUGAAAAUGACUACUUCAAGGCGCCUUGCAGAUCGGAAGGUGGGGAGGUUUGAAAAGAACAUCACAAAGAGAGGAGCAGUGCCUGAAACAACUACAAAGAAAGGAAAAGACUAUCCGGUUGGCCCAUUAGUACUUGGUUUCUUCGUCUUUGUUGUCAUUGGAUCUUCUCUAUUUCAGAUAAUCCGGACAGCAGCUAGUGGUGGCAUGGCAUGAACAGAGGAUACUCUCUCUCUCUCUCUCUCUCU